Molecule: messenger RNA, 3709 nt
Organism: Mastomys coucha (southern multimammate mouse)
Lineage: Eukaryota; Metazoa; Chordata; Mammalia; Rodentia; Muridae
Product: U3 small nucleolar RNA-associated protein 14 homolog B
Exons: 3
Coding region: 549-2831 (760 amino acids)
Biological process (GO): rRNA processing
Cellular component (GO): small-subunit processome; nucleolus
Source: RefSeq, a predicted model, not a curated record
UGCAUAUGCAACGAGCGCCAGCCCGGGGUGCGCGUCCAGGACUGCGGCUCAACAGACGCUGCUCCGCCGGCGCCCGGGGAACGUCACUGUGGUUGUGGUUGUGGCCGCGGCAGCGGGCUCGAACGGGGAGGUGGCUGGCGGCGAAGCGAGAGGCUGAGCCGGCGCCAGGCGGCCCCAGCGGCUGCGUCAGGGUCCUGAGGAGGUGGCGCUGGGCGGGAACCGCUCCGGGGAGCAGCCAGGCCUGCGUGGGUCGGAGCCCGCGGGUCUAACUGUUUACUCCAAGCUGGCCUUGAACUUGCUGUGAGGCUCAGGUUGGCCUUGAACUUGAGAUCCAUCUGCCCUAGCCUCCUGAGUGGUAUAUCACCAACUUUGGGUUGCUGAGUGGAUUGCCAUCCGUGUAUAUAAAACUUGACAUCUCAAUAAAUAAGAUUCUCAGAAAACAUCUAUGUCAGAGACAGUGGGCAGUAAAUAGAUGAAGCCAAAGAUGAGUGAGACAAGACACUUUUUCAAGAGCUUACAGACCCUGUGAGAGGAAGCAGGCUGCUACCAUGAACAUGGCCAGGAAUGUGACAGACCUUCUGGCUUUGAGCCAGCAGGAAGAACUAUUGGAUUUGCCAGACAACUACCCACUGAGUACAAGUGAAGAUGAGGGGGACAGCGAUGGAGAACGGAAACAUCAAAAGCUCCUGGAAGCAGUUGGUUCCCUUGGUAGAAAGAAUAAAUGGAAGUUGGCAGAGAGAUCUGAGGCUAGUCGGAUGGUAUCAGAGUUCAAUGUCACCUCUGGAGGAUCAGGUGAAAAGCUGGCCCUUUCCGAUUUGCUUGGGUCUGCUACAACAUUAUCUGCCUUGGCUGCUGUGAAAAAACAGCUGCAUAGAGUCAAGUCAAAGACUCUGACCACACCCCUUAACAAAGAAGAGGCUGACCGGGCCCUCAGGGAAGCAGCAUUCAGCAAAACCUCACAAAUGCUCUCCAAGUGGGAUCCUGUCGUUCUGAAGAACCGGCAAGCAGAGCAGUUGGUUUUUCCUCUGGAGAAGGAGCCGCCAGCUGUUGCUCCCAUUGAACAUGUCUUCACUGGCUGGAAAGCAAGAACCCCCCUGGAACAAGAAGUUUUUAACCUUCUUCAUAAGAACAAGCAGCCAGUAACAGACCCUUUAUUGACUCCUGUGGAAAAAGCCUCCGUCAAAGCCAUGAGUCUGGAAGAAGCCAAGAUACGCCGAGCAGAGCUUCAGAGGAUGCGAGCUCUGCAGUCCUAUUAUGAGGCUAGAGCUCGAAGAGAGAAGAGAAUCAAGAGUAAAAAGUAUCACAGAGUUCUAAAGAAAGGAAAGGCCAAGAAAGCCUUAAAAGAGUUUGAGGAGCUGUGGAAAGACUGCCCAAGUGCUGCAUUGCAAGAACUGGAAAAAAUGGAAAAGGCCAGAAUAACAGAACGGAUGAGCCUUAAGCACCAGGGCAGUGGGCAAUGGGCAAAGUCAAAGGCAAUUAUGGCCAAGUAUGACCUGGAGGCUCGGAAAGCUAUGCAAGAACAAUUGGCUAAGAACAGAGAACUGACACAGAAGCUCCAGGUAGGUUCAGAGAGUGAGGAAGAGGACGGAUGCACAGAAGAGGGAAUAGUCCCUGUCUCUGAUGGAAUGGAUGACCUACAGAUGAAUGCAGGUGAUGCAAAUCCCUGGAUGCUUAGCAGUUGCAACAGCAAUGCAAAAAGGGGGAAGAUCAAGACAGACCCUGAACAGAUGCUUGAAUUCGGGGCCCAUGAGUCUUCUGAGAGUGAGGGAGAUGAAAGACCAGUGGCAGAAGAACUUGUGUUGAAAAAAAGAUCCUUUCAAGAAAGAGUUGAUCCCAACAAUGCUAAGCCAAUAGAUGGCCAAGAAACACAAGACUCUAAUAGCCAGGAGGUAUUAUCAGAAUCAAGAGUACAGAAACUCAACAAGGAAAGUCAUCAGCCUGAGAGUCAAAAAAUGAGUUCAGAGGAAGCUGUUCUCCAUAUCCAGAGAGAGGACCCUGCCUCAGAGAAGUUCUUGGUGCCUCAAAGGCUAAAGAGAGCACAUGUUCUAGAACAACAAGGAGAAUUGAGCAAAGGGGGCUAUUAUCCAAAAAGAGGGCUCUCUAGACCUUUGUUGAAAGGGGAGUGGAAGAAGAUGAAGCUACCCACCAACCCUGAUGCCUCUGGAGGGAAGAAAAAGAAGGAACAAAUGAUUGAUGUACAGAACCUUCUGACGAUCCCAUCUCAUUCUGUAAAGUCUUUGGCAGUGCCCACAGUACAGGAGUUGGAAGAUGGAGUGGAGACAGAUCACAAGCAGCUAAUAAAGGAAGCUUUUGCUGGGGAUGAUGUCAUAAGAGAGUUCUUAAAAGAGAAAAGGGAAGCUAUAGAGGCAAGUAAACCAAAGGACUUGGACUUGUCAUUGCCUGGAUGGGGUGAGUGGGUUGGUAUGGGCCAGAAGCCCAGUGCUAAGAAAAGGCGCCGUUUUCUUAUUAAAGCUUCUGAAAGUUCUCCAAGAAAAGACAAGAAUUUGCCGAAUGUGAUUAUCAGUGAGAAGCGCAACAUCCAUGCGGCUGCUCAUCAGGUGCGGGUGGUUCCACAUCCAUUCACCCACCACCAGCAAUUUGAAAGGACUAUCCAGAACCCUAUUGGGUACACAUGGAACACCCAGAGGGCCUUCCAAAAGCUGACAGUUCCCAAGGUUUGCACCAAACUAGGCCAUAUCAUUAAGCCCAUAAAAGCAGAAAAUGUAGGGUACCGCUCUUCCUCAAGGUCUGACCUCUCUAUCCUACAGAGCAAUCGGAAGUGCCUCUCCAGAAAACAGCAAAAACAGCUGAAGAAAAGUUCUGCAGAUUAAGCUGCCAGUGGAGUAGUGUCUUCGUCCUGGAGCUAGGAACCUCUCUUGGUUCUUGUUUUUCUUGGUUGCAUCAUCGUGCUUCAGGGUCAUUUCCUAAAUUGUCAGACACUGUGUACUUAAGCCACAUUGUAGAAAUAAGGCAUUUUUUAUCUAGUAAAGAGCUUAUAUUCCAUUUUGAGAUUUAUGAUAAAUUUAGAAAUUAUUCAUUCAUGGGAAAAAUAUUGAGUACCUAUAUUGGUACCUACCCUAGGCUUAGGGAGGGAUGAAUGGACAGAGAAAUUCAGGCUGGGAUUGGGCAGAGGAAGCAUGGGCAGCAAAAAAAUGCUUAAUUAGUUUAGAUAUUAAGUUAAUAGAUCCUGAUAUAGUGGCUCAUAUAUGUAAUCAGCAUUCUGAGGGGCUAAGGAUCAUUUAGUUGAGGCUACAGAAUGAGAACUUGGCUCAAAAAAAAAAAAAAAACCAGAACAAGCCAAAAGGAUUCUAGGAAGAGUUAACAGCAGAAUGAGCAAAUUUAGACUUGGAGAAGACAGACAAGGAAGAUAGCGGCAAAUAGAACUUAAGAAUAAAGUGUUGCAUAGUACUACUAGGAUUGUAGCUUUCCCGGUGCAAAAUGGGAACUCCCUUUUCUUAGUGGGUUUCCUUUUCUCCACCUGAUCUAGGGAACCUGACCCCAAUCUACCUGAGGAAUGUCCUGUAUCCUUGGAGGAAAUUACAGGUUCAAUUUCCUGGAAUGUCUUUCCAUGCAAAUGAGGUAUCCCCUGAACCUUAAACCUCAGUUCAUGAAACUUCACCCUAAGAACUCCUUUCCACUCUCCAGGAUUAAUGUGGAUAGCCCUUGAUUGACCCUGAGUAAAGUAUAUGCGCACAAGCUCUUUCAUUGA